Molecule: messenger RNA, 2292 nt
Organism: Oryza brachyantha (malo sina)
Lineage: Eukaryota; Viridiplantae; Streptophyta; Magnoliopsida; Poales; Poaceae
Product: pentatricopeptide repeat-containing protein At3g46790, chloroplastic-like
Exons: 2
Coding region: 78-1427 (449 amino acids)
Biological process (GO): RNA modification
Molecular function (GO): RNA binding; protein binding
Source: RefSeq, a predicted model, not a curated record
CCGGCGCGCAGGUGCACGCUCGGGCUGCUGUGGGCGGGGGGCUCCCCGACGCCACCCUGGAGACCGACCUCGUCCUCAUGUACUGCCGGUGCGGCGCGCGGGAGCGCGCACGCAGGGUGCUCGACGGAAUGCGGGCGCCCUCCAUGCACGCGUACAACGUGCUCCUCGCCGCGUCGGGCCCCUGUGACGCGCUGCGGGUGUUCUCUCGCCUCCUCGCUGCGGGGCUCCGCCCCGACGGCUACUCCGUCCCUGCCGUGGUCCGCGUGUGCGCCCGGCUCCCGGACGCCGUGCUUGGCACCGCGCUCCAUGGCUUCGCCGUCCGGCUUGGCUUGUUGGGCAACGUUGUUGUGGCCGGCGCGCUUCUGCACAUGUAUGCCAUGGCUGGUCUCCUGGACGAUGCAGUGGGGGUGUUCGAUGGCAUGCCGGUGAAGGACACUGUCGUCUGGAACUGCAUGGUGGCUGGGUAUGCCAGGGCUGGGAGGGCAGUAGAAGCCUUUCAGAUUUUCAUCAGGGCGCAGGUUGAGGCAGUGAAUAUGGCCAAUGAUCUGCGAGCUGUGCCUAGCCUGUUGAAUAUUUGUGCCAAGGAAGGGGAGCUGAUGAAGGGUAGGGAAAUCCAUGGUAGGAUGGUGAGGUGCCUUGCCUUUGAUUCAGAUAUCGUGGUUGGUAAUGCAUUGAUUGACAUGUAUGCAAAGUGUGGGCGUGUCCAUGUAUCCCAAGAGGUUUUUUCACGAAUGCGCGAGAGGAAUGUGGUGAGCUGGUCUACAAUGAUACAUAGCUAUGGUAUUCAUGGCAGGGGGGAACAAGCCUUGAAGGCUUACAGAGAGAUGUUGUCUCGAGGAGUGAAGCCAAAUUCGAUCACAUUCACAUCAGUUCUGUCAAGCUGUAGCCACUCAGGCCUUGUGAGUAAGGGUCGGAAGAUCUUUGAGUCGAUUACUAAGGUUCAUGGUGUCUGCCCGGCAGCUGAGCACUAUGCAUGUAUGGUUGACCUGUUGGGGCGUGCUGGAGCCAUUGAAGAGGCUGUAGGGCUUAUAAGGAUGAUGCCAAUUGAACCUUGUGCUAGUGUGUGGGGAGCUUUGCUCUCUGCAUGUGCUAUGCAUAAUAAUGUCGAUGUUGGAGAGAUUGCAGCUUAUAGGCUAUUUGAGUUAGAAGAAGGCAAUGUUAGCAAUUAUGUUACCCUCUGUGGCAUUUAUGAUGCAGUUGGCCGGUCUGAUGGCGUUGCAGGGUUGAGAUCAAGGAUGAGAGAACUUGGCAUGGUGAAGACACCUGGGUGCAGUUGGGUCGAUGUGAAGGGAAGAGCUCAUGCUUUCUACCAAGGGAGCAUCCCACGUUAUUUGAUGACACAGAUGGUUUGGGUGUUAGAUCGGUUACUAGUGGAUAUGGCCAAUUCAGAUUCUGAAGAUGACCUUGCUGACUUGUACUAUGAGUAACUCUGCACUGAAGUUGUGAUUCUAAAGUCGUGUGUCUCUACAAUCAAUUUGGUUGAAGGAAAAGCAUAGAUAUUCCUCAAUUACUGCCACGCUAAGGAACAAAUCUUACUGAAGGCCAACAAAGAAUCCUCAGAAACUGGUCUAGAGGUCUUGAAUGCUGACAGUUUUCAGGGCCAGUAUCUGGAGCAACAUCCUGCAUCAGGAUGAGAGCAAGAGGCCAGCUCUUUGAGUCGAAAUGACUGGUAUAUACUCUGAAGUGACUGCCAUGGCAAUAAUACAUGUGUAAUAGUAUCGUCUGGUUAAUCAGCAUAUGGCACAAUGUAGUUCUUCUGAAAAUAUGUACUAUAUUGGAUGCAAGAGAGAUCCUGAAAAGUAAUUUUUAAGAGUCCUUUCAUAGUUUCAUCCAGCUGGAAGGGCUUGGACCUUGGAGUGCAGCAUCAUCUUUGUCGCCAUAACAAGUUCAGUACAGUUACCAAAAGAAGCUGUCCGUACUGUCACUCUCCAAUAUCACCAAUUGGUUGUUGCAUCUGGUGGUGUGAUUGGUAGCAAGCAAAUUUGUUUGUUUAUUGAGGUCCUUUUGCUUAGAUCCACUCUUUUAAGGUAAGGAAACUGUCAUAUGGAAGCUUCAUUUAUGAGAAUUUGUCUUUUAUCACAACACUAUUGAACAACUGAUUCAGUUUUUGCACAUAGCUAUCCCUCUUGUUGUCUGUAUGCCACUCUGUUACCUGGCACAAUACUAAUCAAAACAGGUACAUGAAAAUACAGGCUAUUCCUGUAUCUGUUUAAAGCUUCAUUACAUUCAUUACAACACUAAGUGUGACAAUAUGUAGUUCAUCUCUUUUGAUAUAGUCCUCUGUAUACAUAU